CCUCAUAUCAUUCGACAACCGGCUGAUUGGGACUUGGUUUCUGGCUGACACCUAUUGAGUCCAUGUGCCUACCAAUGAGGGUCUGGAUAGAGACGGGGAUCGUGAGAAGCCGGGGGAGUGAUACUGCCACAGUAAAACAGCCCGGGAGAUGUAGGGAUUGAGGAAUGCUGCGGGCUCGUCGACGCGACGAAACGAAGUUAGAAGAGCUCUUCAGCAGCUCUACGGAGCGAACAUCGAUCGCGCUUGUCGAGACUGGUCCAGGCCGAGCUUUCCAGGCGAGGCGAUGGAGGUGGCGUAGGACGGCCGGCUCUGUGAGCGCUUGUUGUAGUUGUGCAAAUUCUGAUGCAAGUUGCAGUCGUGGUAGGUAGCAUCUGCACUUGUUAUGCGCUCUCGCGCAUCCUCGUUCGACGGCGGGCCAGAACAAGUGGUGGUUGUUAUGGUUGGUGGUGGUGUGCUGCUGUGUCUGUUACUGCCCCUCAACGUUUACCUCUCUGUCUCUACUUGCCUCUGCUUACCUCUGGCUCUGGGCUGGCUAGCAACACAGAAAAGAGUGCAGCGCUGGAUCUGGUCACGACUUUUUUCGAUACAAUCAUCUGUUCCAAACAACCAAAAAAAAAACCGAAAAAAUUAUACCCCUGGUCACUCGACGAGCGACACUCUUUUCUUCUUCCUUUUCCACUACAGCACAGCACGCAACUCAGUCCACUCGAUGCAUCAUCGGCAUAUCAACACUUCUUUUUUGUUUUAUUUCCCUUGAGUCGACUUGCUGUAACAAAACGGGCAUUACAUCGGAGUAUUGCAUUAUACAAAAAAGUUUGGGUCAACUACGGGGAGUACUUGGCUUAGCAGAACAGCUGCUUCAAAUCGCACGAGGGCGCAACAAUGGGGUUCACCGGGAUUGUACUACGGCACUGGGUUCUGUUGUCAGGUUGUUCACACGGGCAUCGGGGUAUCGAGAGGAUACACCCUCUCUGGCUUCAUCACAUUACGACAUGGGAUUUUACGUGAAGCUCGUCAUGGGAGAGCGCGCGGAAGGGGCUCGGACUAUGACGGAGGCGUUGGGUGGGGAAAGGAAGGACCCCGACAUCAGAUGGUAACAUGGCCUCCAGGGACGGCAUGGACAUGGGAAUAGGCAGUACCAAUUUGAUGGAUCAGCUGGGCAGCAGGGGCAUAAAUUCCAGCGCAAGGGGGAGUGA
Molecule: messenger RNA, 1196 nt
Organism: Colletotrichum destructivum
Lineage: Eukaryota; Fungi; Ascomycota; Sordariomycetes; Glomerellales; Glomerellaceae
Exons: 2
Coding region: 343-846 (167 amino acids)
Source: RefSeq, a predicted model, not a curated record